Messenger RNA from Maylandia zebra (zebra mbuna), 1634 nucleotides. RefSeq names its product mitochondrial rRNA methyltransferase 1 homolog (S. cerevisiae) (gene mrm1). Gene Ontology annotation, biological process: rRNA methylation. Gene Ontology annotation, molecular function: RNA binding; rRNA (guanine) methyltransferase activity. The record is from RefSeq and is a predicted model, not a curated record. Gene Ontology annotation, cellular component: mitochondrion. Lineage: Eukaryota; Metazoa; Chordata; Actinopteri; Cichliformes; Cichlidae.
GAGACUGGAUUGCACAUGUGCGUAAAGGCUACAAGCAUGUCUGCUGAGAUAGGAAGUUGGUUCUUUAACUCAUCGUGACAGAUUAUCAGUGAAGGUCUCUGACACAUCUGUGGAUUGAUGGACUUCUCGGGAAGCUGAUUCGAGUUUCUCCAGUGCAGAGGCUGCCCCUUGUAUAAAUAUGGCUGGAUUUAUUGCAAAUCAGCACAGGUUGCUGCUUGUAUUGAACAGAAGAUUUCACGCACCUUUAUCAGCCUCCCAGGUUGCCUUUUACUACGUAACAGCUUCACACCUGAACCCAAAGGACAGCAAGGUCAGCCCUGUAGCGAGGGGGCGCUCCAGGGUCCAGCACAAGCCUGCAGAAGGGCAGGAGCAUGAGGGGUCAACUCAAAGAAAAGUGUUUAAAAGUGAGAUCUCACUGCUGCAGAAGCAGAUGAGGGGAGAUGACUUCAGAGUGUCACCUGAACUCAGGAAACUGUGCUUGGAAGAUUUCCGUGCAGAGAGGGAGAGGCAGGUGAAGCAGAAACCUGCACCUGAAGCCAAAUCUAAGGACUGCGAGGUUGUUUUUGGCGUUGCUCCCUGCUUCUUGGCUCUCACUCAGGGAAGGAGGAGGGUCCGUAAGCUGUUUGUAAAAGAUGGCGAGGCCUCUCACAGGGCGUCUGUGUUGAAGGUGUGCGAGGAGGCUCAUCUGCGAGGAGUUCGAGUCCAUCGGGUCAGCAGGAAGGAGCUGGACAAGAUGUCCAAUGGGGGAGUCCAUCAGGGAGUGUGCCUGCUUGCCAGUCCCCUGAGCUACCUCACCGAGGACUCUGCACCCAGCAGGAAAGAUGCUCCACUGUGGCUCGUUCUGGAGAGAAUCCACGACCCCAUGAACCUCGGCGCCAUCCUGCGCUCUGCUUAUUUCCUCGGGGUGGACAGAGUCGCCAGCAGUCUUCGCUACACCUGCCCGCUGUCUCCAGUGGUCAGCAAGGCGAGCUCGGGCAUUAUGGAGGUGAUGGGGGUGUAUGGAUAUGAAAACCUUGCAGAGAUGUUGAAGCUGAAGAUGGAGCAGGGCUGGCAGGUGGUUGGCACAGUGGGACAGGAAGCAGAAGUGUCGCAGAUGCCCAUCACCAAGUGUUCAGACUUUAAAAUGACCAAACCCACGUUGCUGCUGAUGGGAGGAGAAGGAGAAGGACUCUCCAAGGAGCUGCUCUCCACGUGUCAGACACUUCUCACCAUCCCAGCGGGCAGGGAGCUGGUGCCUGGCAUCGAGUCUCUCAACGUUUCUGUAGCCACAGGCAUCCUGCUGCACUCUUUGCUGUCCUCCAGGAGCUCGACCACAUGACAGCCACCUCAAAUAGCCUCCCAAAUGAAGAUGCAAGGUCACUGACAACACAACCAACCACAGGAAUAAAUAGUUCAGUGUAAUCUUGAGUACAAAUUCAUAGAAGACCAAACCAGAGCCCUCAUACUCUUCUCUGCUGUUGUGUCUAAAAACGACUAUUCCUGAAAACAGGACUGAGUAGCAUUUGCUGGAAACAAAAAACACAACCCACCUGUUUCAAGAAGUUACGUAGCCUUUAAAAUAAAUACACAUUAUUUAUUUAUUGCCUAUUUUCAAGAUUGAUGUUGUCAGUGGAAACCAACAAGUCUCUGCGUGA